Molecule: messenger RNA, 1143 nt
Organism: Anolis sagrei ordinatus
Lineage: Eukaryota; Metazoa; Chordata; Lepidosauria; Squamata; Anolidae
Gene: CXCL11
Product: C-X-C motif chemokine ligand 11
Biological process (GO): immune response
Cellular component (GO): extracellular region
Molecular function (GO): chemokine activity
Source: RefSeq, a predicted model, not a curated record
UUCCUCACAUCGCAUCUCCCUCUUUCAGAAGCCUCCUUGGGAAGAAGAAGGAGAAGGAGGAGGAGGCAGAAAGAAGCCUCAGAAGCAGCAAAAAAUGAUGAAGUCCGCUCUCGCAGUCCUGCUCCUCAUCCUCAGUGCAGCUCUCCUGCAAGGAAUGCCGACCUCCAGCAGGGGGCACUGUCUGUGUCAAGGAAGGCGCAUGGCACGGGUCAACAUAUCGAAUGUUGCAAAAGUGGAAUACCACCGGCCAAGCCCCAGCUGUGCUCAGGACGAGUUGGUAGUUGUUUUCAAAAGGAAAGGCAGGACAGGAUGCCUUGACACGGCUGGACAGCAGGGAAGGAGCAUAAAAGAGGCUAUUUUGAAGAAAAGGAAGUGAAGACCAGAAAGGAGAAGUAUAUGAAAAUAGGAGUGCUCAUUUCCUUACAGAGGAAGAUUGAUAAUACGGUUCAAGUUGGGUCUCAGGGUUUAAAUUAUUUGAAUGUCUCCUUGAGGACUGACUCUUUAAGGACUCUAAAAACCAUCAUCCUUGUUCAACGAACAUCUUGCUCUCAUAAAACUGCAGGGAUCCUGUAACAAAGCUAUCCCGCCAUCUGUCCAGAUCAGAGUUAGUCUAACUGUAAAAGGAAACAGAAAAGUCUUUGACCUCAAGGACAAUGAUGUCACACGUGUUAUUUUUGUUGUUAUAUUUCCUGUUUUUUUGACAUUUUUAGGAAGAAUAAUGUCCCACCAUCAGGUCAUGUUUGUAUCUUUCUUUCUAAGUAUUUGUGUAAGCUAUUAAGAGUUAGAAAAUAGGUAUUUCCUCUGUUUGUUUUGUCCACUUGGUGUGUUGUACUACAACACCCAUCGUUUCCAAACUCCAUUGCUGGCUGUGUUAUAACACCACACAUGUAGAAGGUACUAUAGUGAAGAAAGCUGAUGUAGAUGUCCAAAUUCUCCUUUCGAAUCCACUCCUGUAACUACAAUUAAGCUGCAUUCCCAGGACAAAUGGGGAAAAUGGGCAUUUAUUUUUUUAAGUGUAUCUUUGCUUUUGACAUGGAAAGCUAACCCUUCCCUUUCCUGCUGCAAUUUUAAGACAGACCCCUGUCUUAAAAUUGGUAUUUAUACAAAGAGAGAAUUGAAAUCCCUGGGCUAAAUUGGAAUCCC